Pocillopora meandrina is the source of this 1633-nucleotide messenger RNA. NCBI's taxonomy places the organism in Eukaryota, Metazoa, Cnidaria, Anthozoa, Scleractinia, Pocilloporidae. The record is from the annotation of a GenBank genome assembly.
CUACACGAGCUGGUGUUAUAAAGCGCAAUCCACAAGAGAGUUUCAAUGGAACGUCAACAGUUUUUCCUAAGCCCGUUUUUGGAUGUCAAAUCUCGCUCUGUACAUGUUCCUCCAUACCCACCACUAUCUCCCGGAAUAAAGCAACCGAUUUCUCCGAUUCCACGAGUUCCAGUCACCAAACCUGGUUCAUCUUACAGAAUCGACGACAUUCUGAGUAAACCUGAUCCACAUCCAUCCAUAAGCAUGCCCACAACCAUUCACUACAGGUCAUAUCCUUCCCUACCACAGCGCCGAUACGGCUAUGGGCCAAACGUACCUUAUCUGUGGAGCAACAUGUUGCAGUCUCAGUGGCGAGAAAGAUUCAACGGUAUGUCACUUAGCACGUUUUAAUUUCAUGUCCGCGGUCUUCUUGAGCAAAUUAUUGCUCUUGUCAGCAUUUUCUGGUAUCGCCUGGUAACCCGCAUGGUUAACAGUGGGUUAAAAUUAUUGUUUACCACAAUAACUAUUAUCCAAAAUAUUUAUGCCGUAUUCAUCGAAGCAGUUGUUGCGCGUUGGUUCCUUUGGUUUAGUAGCAUUAAGUUUGGUAGGGCUAAAUACAUCCUGAUUAUUGGAAAAUUGUUGAUUGCUAUAACUCGGUUCAGGUUUAAGCUUUGCCAUAGUCGGAAUACCGAAAAAAGUUCAAGUCUUUUGCGUUACACUAAAUAUCUCAUCACAUCAAUCUCAAUGCGAUAUUUGACUGUGUGGGAAUAACAUCUAAAGUGUACUUCAAAAAUGUGUUUGGCUGAAAAAAUACUUGAGUGAAAUAUAAAUUAAGGGAUGGCUAAAUCUCCCUGAACCAAAGCGCACCCACAAAGAGUUGAUUUUAUUUGUUACUUUAUCGAAUACCUAACUUCACCCAGGUCAUUAUUUCCCUUUCUAAUUUGACAGUACAGCGAUAAUAAAUACUAUAAUCCUUGAGAAUAGCACAUAUCCUCUUCAUUUCCUCUCUGCGCUCUUUAUUUGCACAAAAGCCUACACCUAAACAAACGCCGUGUACACAAUAAAACGACAUCUUGGAGUAGCAACAAAUUGAAGAUUUUGAACGGCAUAAAAUUUUACCUGUGAAACCAAUGCUUGCUUUGUAGCUUCUUCAUUGGUGUUCUUUCAAGGCAAAUUUAAAUUUCCUCCUGCUCUUCCCCAAGCCGCGGGCUUUAGCUAAUUACAUAAUAUAUAACCACAGCUAAUGCCACUAAUCUCGAAUUUACAAAGCCAUGAGCGUUUAUUCUCUCAAUUCUGCAUGUUUCUCGCAGCGGCUCAGGUCCAUUCGGCCUGCGGUGAGAGAGAGACGGAUGGGAAACGGAAACAUACUCGACCAACGUUUAGCGGACAUCAAAUAUUCGCCCUGGAAAAAACCUUCGAACAGACGAAAUACCUUGCCGGGCCUGAGCGAACAAGGUUGGCGUAUUCCCUUGGAAUGACAGAGAGCCAGGUCAAAGUUUGGUUUCAGAACCGUAGGACAAAAUGGCGCAAGCGCCACGCCGCGGAAAUUGGCGCGAAAAAACCACACGAAGACGAUGAAUCCGUCGAUGGCGCACAAAUUGUUGAUGUUCACGAAAGGCAAAGAAGUCCUUCGCCGGAUAACGAAAGGUGUUAA